GCUAGCGAGGUUUCGGGAAAUCAAUUUGCGCACUCAAUAGUGGUGUAUCGUGUUUUAUUUUUUUCAUUUUCUUGUUCAAGUUUUGUAACGGUUGUGUACGACGAGAAAAUCGAUAAUAGCAGCAAUUGCAUCAUGAGAGCCUUUGUGUUAGGAUCGGUGUUGCUGCUGGCUUCGACAGCUUCGGGUUCGUAUCUGGGUCAUGCCGUGUCUGCCCAGUACCAGGCUCAUGAUGGCGUUGGAGGAUACUCGUAUGGCUAUGCUGACCCGAAUUCACAGAAGCAUGAAACUAAAGACGCCCACGGUGUGACCCAUGGAGGCUAUUCCUACGUCGAUGGUGAUGGUCAUGUGCAGACUGUCAAGUACACCGCUGAUCCGAUCCAUGGUUUCCAGGUAGCUGCAACUAACCUUCCCAAGGGUCCCGCACCAGUCGUUGCCGUUGCUCCAGUGUACUCUCACUACGCUAGCCCAUGGGCUCACUCGCAUUCUGUUGUCCUGGGCCACAAUGGCGCUCCUCUAGAUACCCCAGAAGUUCAGGCUGCCAAGGCUGCUCACUUUGCUGCUCAUGCCGAAGCUAAGGCUAGACUACACAAACGCUCGAUCUACGCUGCCCAUUGGAACCACGUCCCAGCUGACACCCCGGAAGUCGCCGCUGCCAAGCACUCCCACUUCGCCGCUUAUGCUGCUGUUCAGAAUGGAAACUACGCAAGUGCUUCCCCUGCUGUCCACAGUGGCCAUUGGGAUCAUCACCAGGAAGUCCCAGUUGAAAAGUGGCACGGACCCAUCCACAUCCCGGUGAUCCACAAUGGUGUCCCAGUUGAGACCCCAGAAGUGCAGCACGCCAAGGCCUUCCACGCUGCCGCUCAUGCCAAGGGCUACGCUCCAUCCCACGAGUAUCACCAGAAUUCAGCCCAUCAGGAUCACCACAACUACGGACCUUGGCAAGGACCUCAGCAUAUUCCAGUGAUCCACGGUGGAGUCCCAGUCGAAACCCCAGAGGUCCAGCAUGCCAAGGCCUACCACCUGAACGCUCUGGCAAGUGCCCACGCUGCCGCAUCCCAUGGCCCUGAAGACGACGGCUCCUACAAACCAGAACUGUGGGACGAACACAACUACCAACACUAAAGCUUGACCGGACCUUGUCAUGAGGAUGCCAAAAUAGCCACCUAAGUCAUUGGACCACUGCCCAACGCAACCGAUAUUACUGAUAUUUACCAUUGAGUGCCAAAUAAUGAGGAAAGCUGUCGUCACGCCGUAGAAGGAGGAGUGCUUCCACCCGUCUCCGGAGGAAGUAGCUUCAAAUGGAGGAAACGUGGAACACACA
This is a messenger RNA of Ochlerotatus camptorhynchus, 1321 nucleotides long. Its product is annotated as cuticle protein 18.7-like. The record is from RefSeq and is a predicted model, not a curated record. The transcript has 2 exons. Lineage: Eukaryota; Metazoa; Arthropoda; Insecta; Diptera; Culicidae. Bases 133 to 1122 code for a protein of 329 amino acids.